This is a messenger RNA of Penicillium odoratum, 567 nucleotides long. RefSeq lists its product as uncharacterized. NCBI's taxonomy places the organism in Eukaryota, Fungi, Ascomycota, Eurotiomycetes, Eurotiales, Aspergillaceae. The coding region runs from base 1 to 567 and encodes 188 amino acids. The transcript is spliced from 2 exons. The record is from RefSeq and is a predicted model, not a curated record.
AUGACUCGUGUCUCCGUAACCUGCACUGAAAUGGCAUCACCUGCCAGCUCCAAGGUCAGCUCUAAGUCACAUACUCCGACCGAUUCAAAUCCCGAGAUCAAGAAAAACAGACAUGGUAUUUUAUUCAAGCGCCCAGGUCGCCGGCUAGCAUCAGACUUUGCCCUUGAAGAGCAAUCAACUUCCUUGCCAUCAAGCAACACUUUUAGCCUAGACUACACCGAGUUGAGCGCACAGAGAGGCCGGAAUCAUGCAGUAUACCCGCGAGAUUCGAUGAAAUUCGUUCCAAACUCAGUAAAAAAGCUUCGCAACGAUAGCGGCCUCUCUCUUUCACGGUCAAGAACUGGAAUGUCCUUCGCGUCGUUUUUGGAACUAUCCGACGAGGGCCCGUCUUCACCUACUCCAUCGACAGGUCAAGUGGUCACAGACUUGCAGCGAGUUCGAGAGGAGGAGAAGGCCGCAUCGACGUGGAAUCAACAUAUGCGCGAAGAGAGGUCAAGGGGAUUAAGGAGGAUUAUCGAAUGGCAUAGAAAGGUGAUUCGUCGUUUUCAUAAGAAGCGGACGACAUGA